Molecule: messenger RNA, 594 nt
Organism: Malurus melanocephalus (red-backed fairy wren)
Lineage: Eukaryota; Metazoa; Chordata; Aves; Passeriformes; Maluridae
Product: gastrula zinc finger protein XlCGF49.1-like
Exons: 1
Source: RefSeq, a predicted model, not a curated record
GGGCAGGAGGAAUCCAUAAUCCAGGGCACUCAUUCCUUCUUUCUCCCCCAAAACCAGGAUUUGUCAUUCCCAAGGUGUGGCCGGAUGGAGGAGAAGGAGGAAAAAGCCCAGAGAUCCUACAGAAGGAGGGGCUGCAAACUCAAUCCAGGGAGCUGUGAGGAGGAAAGACCCUCCCUGUGCCGGGAAAGCAGCCGGAGAUCCAGGCAGAGCUCAGAGCUGGGGGAGAAGCCCCACAAGUGCUUGGAGUGUGGGAAGGGCUUCAGGUACAGGUCCCAGCUGAUCCAGCACCAAAUGAUCCACACAGGGGAGAAGCCCUUCGAGUGUGGGGAAUGUGGGAAGCGCUUCAGACAUCGCAGCAGCCUGAUCCAGCACCAGCAGAUCCACACUGGGCAACGUCCCUAUGAGUGUGGGGAAUGUGGGAAGAGCUACAAGUGGAAGUCUACCUUCAACAAGCACCAGAAGUUCCACAGUGGGGAGCAGAUCUAUGAGUGUCUCAAGUGUGGGAAGAGGUUUCAGACCAGCUCCUGUCUCCUCCUCCAUGAGCGGAUUCACACAGAUGAGAGGCCCUUCCGCUGCCCCGAGUGCGGGAAGGGC